This is a messenger RNA of Rosa chinensis, 993 nucleotides long. RefSeq names its product calcineurin B-like protein 7. Gene Ontology annotation, biological process: calcium-mediated signaling. The transcript has 8 exons. Lineage: Eukaryota; Viridiplantae; Streptophyta; Magnoliopsida; Rosales; Rosaceae. Gene Ontology annotation, molecular function: calcium ion binding; kinase binding. Bases 119 to 754 code for a protein of 211 amino acids. The record is from RefSeq and is a predicted model, not a curated record.
UCAUAAAUAUUUUCAAAUUCAGAAGUUGAAUGUUUCCCAAUUUAGCCCCCCAUUUUAAGUCACAUUGUACACGUACAUAAAUCCCAACAGCCUCUCACAUUAGUACUGACAAAGCCUGAUGGGCUGUGUCUGCAUGAAGCAGAGACUUGAAUGUGAAAACUCAACUGUUCUUGCUUCUCAAACCUAUUUCAAGGUGAAUGAGAUAGAAAAUUUGUAUGAGCUGUUCAGGAAGUUAAGCAGUUCUAUAGUCGAUGAUGGGCUUAUAAGCAAAGAAGAGUUUCAGCUCGGAUUGUUCAGGAACAGCAAAACACAGAGUCUCUUUGCAGACAGGAUCUUCGACAUGUUUGAUUCAAAGCACGACGGGGUAAUAGAAUUCGAAGAGUUUGUUAAAUGUCUAAGUGUCUUCCACCCUGAAGCACCAAGAGCAGAAAAAGUGUCAUUUGCAUUUCACUUGUACGAUAUAUGGCAGACGGGAUUCAUUGAACGCGAUGAGGUCAAAGAAAUGGUUAUGGCGCUUCUGAAAGAGUCAGACUUGAUCUUAUCUGACGACAUUGUUGAAGCCAUUCUUGAUAAGACAUUCAAGGAAGCGGAUUUAAAUGGAGAUGGAAAGAUUGAUCUGGAAGAGUGGAACCAACUCGUGGAUCAAAAUCCAUCCUUAUUGAAGAACAUGACAAUUCCAUACCUCAAGGACAUCACAACUGCUUUUCAUAGUUUUGUGCUGAGAUCAGACAUUGAAGAUGACACCAAGUACUAAUUCAGCUGACACACCCAUUUGAGUGAAUGUAAUUAGCACCAGCAGACAAAAUUCCAAUGCAUGUAUCUAUGAGAACGAAAAAGAAUCUUCGACUCAUUUUAGAAAACGAGAAGAGGGACGUAAUUUUGGUCCUUCAAAUAUGGUAAUAUAUAUCCUGUAAAUGACUUGAUCGCAUGAGAUCAUGAGAAUGCAUGAUGAUUAAGUUUCGAUGGCAAUGUUAAUACUUUGAUCACAAGGCA